GAUGGAUUGAUUUGUUAGUGCAACACUAAUAAAAUGUUUAAAGAAGAGUAGUGGCGAAGUGCGCUGUCUAAGCAAUCUUUUUUUAUGGCCAUUAUUCUUUCCCUCUCUCCCUAUCUCUCUGCAAAUUUUGGGUUUACAGUUUUAGAUUUAUAGCAAAUUUUGGGUUUAUCUUUAAUCGUAACUGAAUCUGGUUAUGGAGAUGGAGAUCAGCCAAGAAGAUGUUGUGAGUAGUGGGAAGAAGAAGAACAUCAACGACCGACCCUACAAAGGAAUCAGGAUGAGGAAGUGGGGCAAGUGGGUCGCCGAGAUUCGAGAGCCCAACAAGCGCUCCCGGUUAUGGUUAGGGUCCUACUCAACGCCGCUUGCGGCGGCGAGGGCCUACGACAUCGCCGUCUUCUACCUCCGCGGCCCGUCGGCGCGGCUGAAUUUCCCUGACCUGCUCGCCUGCGACGGAGGCGGACUCAGCGAUUUGUCCACCGCUUCCAUUCGGAAGAAAGCGAUCGAAGUCGGGUCCAUGGUCGACGCCACCCAGACAUCCGUUUCCGGCCGCAGAGGGAGAGGAGAUUCGCCGUCGGGCGCCCAAAGCCCGGCCCGGUUGAAAGUGAACGCUUGCUGGUUUGAGGAGAUGCCGGACUUGAACGAGAGGCCCGAACCCGAAGACCCGGAUGUUGAUUAUUGGUGAGUUCUUCGGCGGCAACAUCAAAUUCAAACCUACGAUUUCCACCAAUGUGAAAUUUAUUAUUAGAUCAGGGGUGUUCUCGUCAAUUUACAAGUUCGUAAAGAAGAGAACGCCAUUUCGAGUUGUACAACCCAUGCAUGGACUACUAUUUUGCAUUUUUAAUUGACAAUUUCAUCCCUGUUAAAUCACAAAAUUUAUGUUUCCCGAACCGGUGAACUCUGUUUGAAAUUUGUACCAAUUACCAAAUACUCCGUAUUACUCCGCACUAUGUUCAACACAUAUCUCACGC
This is a messenger RNA of Cuscuta europaea, 968 nucleotides long. The record is from the annotation of a GenBank genome assembly. NCBI's taxonomy places the organism in Eukaryota, Viridiplantae, Streptophyta, Magnoliopsida, Solanales, Convolvulaceae.